GACGGACCAAGAAGUAACGAUUGUUUAUAUUAUUACUGACCGUGUAAAGUAAAGGUCUGUCACUAACUGAAGUAGGGAGGAAACGGGGUCGAAGUCAGUGAUAUGAUGAAUUCAGUAAUCUCAAAAAUGGCCGAGAACAUUCUGGCUGCCAUCCCAAUGUUCAUGUUGGUCUUCCUUCUAACGAAUGACAAGAGCACUGCCGACGACGGUCAUAUGAAGGUGUGUACUGAAGACAUUAUGGAACGUGGGCCAGUGGACGGCGGGCAGUGCGGGCAUCAAUUGGCGAAUCUGGUAGACAACAUAUGCUACCCCCAUGGGGUCUAUUACGCGGCCGGGGACUUGUUCAUGAUGAAGAGGUUGUCUAAGAAUGGUGGAAUUUCGGCCCUUAGCUACAACCCUUUCAUGCCUUCCAACAAGGCCAACAGCUACCUGAAGGAGAAACGCAUGGCACAAACUGGGGUGAGCGGCAUCGUGUGCGAGUGUUGUUACCACAAGUGCUCCCAUCAGGAAUUCCAUCAGUACUGUAACCUACCCGCCAAAAGGGGCUAUGGAAACGAUGCGAUGGACUCAACACUUGCUAGAGUAAGCAGAAUUCGGAACCUACCCUCGAUUAAGGGAAAUGGACACCACGGAGUGACCAACGAUAAAGCAGGUAGAAUUCCCAAGUCGUAUCGCGCAAAGGACGAUCGUCUUCUCGCCAGGCGUAUAUUCAGAUUGUUAAGAGGUGACAUAGAGGAAAGGAAACAGUUCAGUAGGCAAGUGAUUAAGUCCAUAGAGUGAUGAGCACAGCAAAAACGUUCUCUGUUAAAAAAGCUGUCCUUCCGGAUUCAACGUGCAGCAUCUCCAUAGCUUAGGGAAUGUGAUACUUUCUUGAAAUGCUUCAGGCAAUGCAAUUACCAUCGUGCCACACCCACUUAACUUCGUGCUGAACAUAUUUCCAAAACUCGAGGUUCCACCCUUGGUCAGGUUGUUCAAAACCAAUUUUGUCGUUAACAUUUGCGUUAACAUAACCGAUUGUGAUCUCCUUCAAUUUGGUCCACAGACUUACAUGUCUUAACGCCAGGUUAAGUUAACACCAGCGUUUGGUGACAAAACUUGUUUGAACAACAGUGCCCUUGGCUUUAAAGGUGGAAUUCGUGAUACCCAAUGGCCCAAACAGGGUCUGCAGACAAGCUGUUGGUUACUUGGCCCAAAGGUUUUAAGAUCGUGUCGCCGAGACGUAUUAUAUCUGUUUUAGAGAUAGUGACGGAGGCGUAUGAUUGUGUAGGAUGACAAAAGUUUCGAAAAGCUCUCCCACAGCCACCUAUUCUGGAUUUCAAUUACUUGUUGGUCAUUGAAUUCCCAAUUACCUGGCAGUUCUUUAUGAUGAGGCGAUUGUAUUCAAGUUCUAUUGUUUCAAAAUUGGCGUAUUUUACUGACAAUAUGGAAAAGCAACAAAGGUCUUGUAUUUGACCUUUGAGAUUUUCGUGUUAUUAUCUAUGUAAUGUAACACCAAAGAUCAUUAUUUUUAAUGAUAACAGCAGGUGUCAACUGACACCAGUCUGCCAUCGACGAAGGUUCAUUGGGCGCUGUCAACCUCAUUUGCAAUAAUGAUUGUAUUGAAGAUAGCGACGAGAAGGCAAGCGGUGUUUUUUUACCCUAAUACGGAGGCUUCAAACAACAGAAUUAUUUGUGACCUCAGAGAAGUGAGGAAUAAUGUUAUUGCAUAGUGUGGGCUAUUAAAGAAGUCCUAUUUUGCCGAUUUCAAUUAUGUUUCAACAGCAGACCUCAUUGUCGUGACGCACUCUCGGUCUUCUCCAUCGAAGAAACCCACUGUAUUCAAUAUCCCCGCGCAGCCGGAUGCCAUGCAACAUGCAUCCCGGCAUCUGCUGAUCCGCUAAUCCUAAACAUCGCUUACUUGCAGUAAUGUACAUAGUUUCCAGCUUCAACAGACGUUACAACGACGAU
Lineus longissimus is the source of this 1947-nucleotide messenger RNA. RefSeq names its product con-Ins Im1-like. The record is from RefSeq and is a predicted model, not a curated record. Gene Ontology annotation, molecular function: hormone activity. Bases 103 to 780 code for a protein of 225 amino acids. The transcript has 3 exons. Gene Ontology annotation, cellular component: extracellular region. NCBI's taxonomy places the organism in Eukaryota, Metazoa, Nemertea, Pilidiophora, Heteronemertea, Lineidae.